UUUAAUGUUGUAUCUUGCGUUCGCGGUUUACCGUUCAUUUUUUCGAGAUUACAUGAAAAGUGUGUAGCGGAUUUGACCGGUUUUUCCUGAAAAUGGCCGAAGAUCGCGAAGAAGAGAAAGCUACCAGCCCCGCUGAUGCCAAAGAGGAUUCCUCCAAGGUAGAGGCCACUGAUAACAAGAAGAAGGCCGCCGAGGUGGCGACGGAAGAGGACAACGGUGAGGCAAGCGGCAAGGAAACGGCUUCCGCAGAUGAAGAGAAAGCUGACGACAAAGUCAAGUCCAAGAAGCCAGCCGAGGAGGUCAAGAAAAAAGAUGACGAUGAUGAAGCCGACGGCGAUGACAACGACGCCGAAGAAGACGAGGUAGAGGAGGAAGCCGACGAGGAGCAAGAGGACGAGGAGGAAGAAGAAGACGAACCAGAAGAAAAAGAAAAACCAGCUAAAGCUAAAAAGGAAGUCAAGGAAAAGCCGAAAGCUGAAGCCAAGUCUCCAGCGAAAAAUGGUGAGAAAAAGCCUGCUCCUCCGGUCAGUGGAAAGCCACUGGGAGCGAUCGCUCUGAUCGAUGCCAGCAUUGUCAAGAUGAAGUUGGAUGCUCUGCAAACGCUGCAUUUGAUCCUCUACGAAAAAGAAGGCAAAGCUCCGCACAUGAAGAAAAACCUGAGAAAAUUCAAUGGUUUCGGUUUUGAAGCCGAUUCGGAUGAGUAUAAAAAACGUUUGAAGGCAGCGGAGAAGAUGGACGAGAAGAAACUUGCUCAAACGGCCGAGGUUCUCGUGCUGGAAAGCACCGGCACUAAGGAGGAACUCGCUGAGCGAAUUAUGAAGUUCCUACUGAAGCCGGACGGCGAUGAAGAACUUCCGGAGGAGGAAGUCGAAGAAGAAGAAGAGGCAGCCGAGGAAGAAGAGGACGCAAGUGAAGAGGAAACUAAAAAACCUACCAAGCGAGCAGCUUCUUCUACACCUGGUAGAGGUCGUGAAGCCUCCAAAUCCUCGGGCGGUAGACCCAAGCGAACUACCGCUGGACGGGGCUAUCAAGAUUACUCCAGCUCCGAGGAAGAGGUAAAGGUUGUCAAACCGCGAGGCCGCCGUCGUAACGAUUCCGACAGUGGAUCUGACUACAAUCCCUCGGGCGGUUCCGAUUCCGAUGCCGGCAAGCGGAGGUCUGGCCGGGCUCCGGUACGAGGUAGUCGACUAUCGGUGCGAAACCGACGCCGACAGUCCAGCGACGAGGAGGAGUCCGAGAGCGUCAGCGAAGAGGACUUCACUGAUGACGAGCCCAAGAAGAAGAAGUCGAAACCAACGGGUCGGGGACGGGGACGCCCAGCCCCCAAGCUAGUCGGUAAAAGCCGAGGUCGCAAACGGAAGGCUGAAACCGAGAGCGAAGAAGAGGAAGAUGAGGAGGAAGAAUCCGAAGUAGAAAGCGAGAACAGUGAGAAGCCGCAGAAGAAAACACCUACCAAGGGCAAGGCGGCCGACAUCAGCAAACCGAAGAAUGCUUCCCCCGGUAAAGGACGAGGCCGACCGAAACGAGCGACACCUGCGAAGAAGACCAAACGCGAUGAGAGCUCGGAAGACGAGGAACCAGAAGAUGAAGAACCCGAACAGGACGAAAACGAGUCCGAGGACGAGAAGCCCCUGAAGAAGGGCAAGGAGGAAAAGAAGAGCAAGGAAGAGAAGGAGCCUGAAGAGGGAGGCCCUCCCAGUGAGGACGAUAUUAAAGAAUUCCUAAAGGAAAUCCUCGAGGAAGCCAACCUAGAGGAGAUCACAAUGAAAACGGUCUGUAAGAAAGUGUACGCUAAGUAUCCGGACCACGAUCUGUCGCAUAAAAAAGAUUUCAUUAAGGCUACAGUCAAAUCUCUUAUAUCAACGUAAGGAUUCCGAAGAGUAACAUUUUGUGUUUUCGAGUUUAUGCACGUUUUAAAUCAACAGCAACAGCAAAUAUCUAACAUGAAUUUAAACGAAAAUGUCCAAGAAAUACGUGAUUCUUACACGUCCAAUCGGACAUAGAUCGGAAGGGGGAUAACAAAUAUUGAAACCAACAAACAUAAACAAACAAAAAACGAUGGAAUGCAUGUUCUGCUGCGAGGAGUUGAUUUAAACAGUAGUCAAAUCAAAUCACAGCCCUCUGUGAAAUGGUCCCAAUACGUCGGCAAAUCAGAACACAGCCACCUCCUUCUCAGUUGAAGGCUAGUAUUUAAGCGACUCAGAGCUGUUUAUUGCACACAAAUGCAACCGUAAAAUCGUUGGCAUUAAGAAGAAAAGAAAACCCAGCUAGGUGUCAUUUACGAAAGUCUAUCAAAACUCUACAUAAUAUAUAAGAAGGCGCAUGGCGACAGCGAUUCUCUGUCCGGGAGUACAAAAUUUCAAUUUUUGUUUUCUUUUUUUUUCCACUUUUGGCAUGAUUAUACAACAAUACUUUCAUAACUUCGGCUUAUAAUAAAAUAUUUUAAUAAGUGUAGCAAUGUUUAUAAAGUUAAAACCUCUUUUCCUCGCCAGUAGAUGGUCGUGCUUGAAUGAUAUUUUAGUCUUUCGAAGUUUAAAAUUUGCUUUGUUUCUGAUAAUACACAGAUAUUUGUUCUUUGGUGUACUCGACAAAUGAAACUGAUUCUGAUCAACUUGUAUAAAAAAAUCGAAACGCGAGACUAACCCUAACCCUAACCUAUAUAGGACAAAUUUUGAACUCCAGACUAACCAUUUUCGGCCUCUAGGAAUAUGGAUCUUUGCAGAAGUUUUGGACUCGACGAAAAGCAGUACACAAAAUUUACCUACACUAAACCAAACUUAGAACAACACACACUCACACACAUAGAGAAAGAGAGAGAGAGAAACCCAUGUGUUAAUGCUACAGACAGAGAAUUUAGUUCAUUUUUAUAUUCGAGAGAGUGAUGUAAUGAUGAAGAAGGCAAGCGCUAUAUAAAUUGCAGUGUUUAAAACUAUUACAAAUACAGACAGGAUGGUAUGAAAAGAAAACAAAAGAAUAUUCAGAUACAAAUAAACAAUAACUAGGUGGACCCUUACUUUAAAACAAAA
Ochlerotatus camptorhynchus is the source of this 3026-nucleotide messenger RNA. RefSeq names its product Dek (gene Dek). The transcript is spliced from 9 exons. The record is from RefSeq and is a predicted model, not a curated record. NCBI's taxonomy places the organism in Eukaryota, Metazoa, Arthropoda, Insecta, Diptera, Culicidae. Gene Ontology annotation, biological process: regulation of double-strand break repair; chromatin organization. Gene Ontology annotation, cellular component: nucleus. The coding region runs from base 93 to 1868 and encodes 591 amino acids. Gene Ontology annotation, molecular function: histone binding; DNA binding.